Molecule: messenger RNA, 359 nt
Organism: Funneliformis mosseae
Lineage: Eukaryota; Fungi; Glomeromycota; Glomeromycetes; Glomerales; Glomeraceae
Source: the annotation of a GenBank genome assembly
GAAUUGAUGAUCCAAAACAAAGUCAACAAUGGGCCACGAAAUUAUUUAUAUUAUGUCUGACGAUUUCUUCAACGUUCAUUUAUAAUUUGAGUAGUAUUAUUGGUAGAAAUGAUAUUGGAAAAUUAUUUUUAAUGACUGAUUUGACUAAAUAUAUUAUUCCACCUGAAAAUGGAUUUUUACCCAGAAUGGUUGUGUUAUUAAGAGAUUUCAUGUUAGUAAAUCCUGAUAAUUUUAAGGAUUAUUUUAUAGAUAAAUUAAAAGAUGUCGAUGAAGGAGCCGCGGAGGGAAUUCAAAAAUAUUUCUCGGAUUUUGAUGUGUUUGGUCUACCGGUAGCGUAUUACAUUAGACUAAAAAUUUUG